This is a messenger RNA of Drosophila kikkawai, 2084 nucleotides long. Its product is annotated as cytochrome b5-related protein. Lineage: Eukaryota; Metazoa; Arthropoda; Insecta; Diptera; Drosophilidae. Gene Ontology annotation, biological process: lipid metabolic process. The record is from RefSeq and is a predicted model, not a curated record.
GCACUUCGUAAACAAACUCGGCGGUCGGUCUUCGCUGGGGUGCUCAGAGUGACCGGUUCCCCAGAGUGGGUAUAUUAAGUUGAACUUGGGAAUCAAUAGUUUAAUCUAUAUAAUGGCGCCCAAUGUGAAAGAGGAUGCCUGGAAGGUAUCCGGAAUAUCUAGGACUUAUCCGAGCUACCGCCAGCACAAACCCAUCACGGGUGAAAGCUGGCUGGAGGGCAAAAAUGCGGAUGACGAAGCAGAAGGUCUUUGGCGCAUUAACGAUAAGCUCUACGACUUAACGGACUUUGCCGCUCGGCAUCCGGGAGGAGCCUUCUGGAUUGAGUCCACAAGGGGCACGGACAUCACGGAGCCCUUCGAGUCGCAUCACAUCGAGGAGCGAGCCCGAGGAAUGCUGAGCAAGUUCGAGGUGCGAAAGGCUUCAAAGCCGCGGAACUACAAGUUCACGCUGAAGGACGACGGUUUUUACAUGACCCUGAAGCGGCGAGUGCGUGAAAAGCUAAGGAAACUGGAUUACUCUCCUACCAAGAAAACGGAAUUUCUGCACUUGGGCAUCCUGAUCUCCGUCUUCCUAUUCAGCUGGGCCGGCACAGUUCUUGACUCACUGCUCAUCCGAUCCCUAGCUGGUCUGGCUCUCUGUUGGGUGGCCACCUCCACGCACAACUACUUCCAUCAGAGGGACAGUUGGCGGAUGUACACCUUUAAUCUGACGCUCAUGAACUUCCGAAACUGGCGCAUUUCGCACGCUCUGUCACACCAUGUGUAUGCGAACUCCCUGCAUGAUCUGGAGAUGUCCAUGUUUGAGCCCUUCAUGUGCUGGAUUCCCGGUCGCCAGUACGCCAGUAAAAUGCAACGAUGGAUCUCAGUGGUAAUCUCACCGGUGGUCUACGUAUUUCUGUUCCAAGAACAAAUUAUAUUGCGUUCUAUUCUUUCCCUAACCAAGCGAAAUCUUAUGCAUUGGGAUGAUCUAAUAGGCUUUAUCUUACCAUCAUUUCUCUAUUUAUCCACUGGAGUGGGCCUGAAAGCCUCUUUGAUCAGCUGGCAGAUCAUCGUUGCCAUAGGUAGCUUUAUUUUUGGAUUUGUGGGUCUUACUGCAGCCCAUCACGACCCUCGAAUCCUGCACGACGGCGACGCCCAACGUCCGGACUUCGAUUGGGGGCUGUACCAGAUGGACACGAUCAUUGAUCGCGGAGACAUCAAGUGGUCCGAUCUUUUGGUCCUGACCCACUUUGGGGAACAUGCGCUGCAUCACCUGUUUCCAACCCUUGAUCAUGGUGUGCUGAAGCAUCUCUAUCCAGAAUUGAGACAAACCAUGAAAGAGUUCGACAUGGAGCUGCGGGAGAUCAAUCACUGGGGUCACAUCAAGGGCCAAAAUCAGCAGUUGCUGAGGAUGAAUAGGAAUCCACUGCCACCGGGAAGCAAGAAAUUCAAGUAGGGUGAGGUUUAAAGGUCGAUGGUAAAUAAAUAAAAAAACACACUUAAUUAUAUAGUAUGACGGUUCCUGAUAGAAUAUUGCUGUGCAAAAGAUCAAGCUUUAAUUAUACGAUAUGUUUUAAUGAACUCGUUGCUUCACUCUUAUAAUUUCCUACUGAAGCCAAAGACUCUCUUAACUAAAUUUUUCUCUUGUUUAUCGCUUAAUGUCUGGUGAGCAUUUCCGCUUUUUUAUGGUGUUUGUUAUGAUAUCGUUAUACGCUUUGUUUAUAGUUUGCUUUUAUCAGCUCUUUAAGUGGCUUCCAAAUGUUUCUUGACUAGUUUGAGGUGAGAGUUCAGCGGGUGCCACCUGUAAGCCUGAUUAUUUUAUAAAUAGCGUCACAUAAAUGUUUGACUGCCUUUUUUUGGAGAUAUGGUCACUAAACCUACAUAUAUUUUGCUGAGUCACGAUGACCAGACGAUGGGGAAACUACGCACAUAAAUCGAUUUAAAACUGUAUUGUUUUGGGUGCCUGGGAAUUAAGAGAACUUAAUACUAGGGAGAAUACUGGGAAUUUUUAGUGUAAUACUUGUUUGAAAUUAUGUAAAUAUUUUCUAAUAUAAUUACUAUUAAUUUUAAAGGUUUUGUUCAGGUAAAUAUAAAAUUAAAAGUCA